AUGUUCGAAAACAGGGGCCCCUGGCAGCGGCUGCUGCAGCAGCUGCACAGGUACUCUGUGCCGCUGCUGGCUAGUGGGGAGCAGCAGCUGCUGCAGGUGUUUGCUGCUGUUGCUGCAGCAGCAGCAGCCACUUCGUGCCCCCCGCCGUCCGCUUAUGAACUUGCUGCUGUGCUGCUGCAGCACCUUGCAGCAGCAAGUUCUGCUGCAGCAUUUACCCCCGGAGGGCGGCUGCUGCUGCUGCUGCAGCUGCAGCAGCUAACCCACCUCAGCAGCGAAAGCAGCACUUUCGCUCUGCUGCAGCAGCAAGCCCUGCUGCCCAUAGUGCCGCAGUGCCUGCAGGCGCUGCAGGCUGCUGCUGCUGCUGCUGCUGCUGCUGCUGCUGCAGAUGGCGCUGUGGCAGGCACUGCUGCAGCACGAAGCAGCAGAGCUGAUGCAGCAGCAGCAGCAGCAGCAGCAGCAGCAGACGAUGCUGCAGCAGCUUCUUUGUCAGCAGUUGUGGCUAGCCAGCCAUUUGCUGUUAUUGAAUUGCUAACAAAUGCUGGGGGGCCCCCCCUUGCAGAAGACAGGGGGGCCCCCCUGGAGGGUCUUGUUGCUGCUGCUGCUGCGCUGCUGCAGCUGCAGCAGGGAGAAGCCGAAGUGCAUGCAGUGUUUGCCUGCAGCAAGCUGCUGCUGCUGCUGCAGCACGCGCGAGAAGCAGCCGGGCCAGCCCAGAGCAGCAGCAGCAGCAGCAGCAGCAGCGGCAGCAGCAACGCUAACAACGGCAGCAGCAGCAGCAGCAGCAGCGGCUACUCCUGCACAGAGUGCAGCAGCUACAUAACCAGCAGCAGCAGCAGCAGCGGCGCCCAAAGCAGCAGCAACGAUAGCAGCAGAAGCAGCUACAGCAGCAGCAGCAGCAGCACCGUCAGCGACAGCUGUGCCAGCAGCAGCAGCAGCAGCAGCAGCAGCAGCAGCAGCAGCAGCAGUGUCUCUUUUCUCAUUGAAAGAUGCCUGCGCUGUUUGCUGCGGGCCCCGCUGCAUGCGUUUGGCGCUGCUGCAGCAGAAGUGGCAUUUGGGGCUUUGGAGUUUUUGGAGAAGUCAAUUAAAAAAGAAAAAGCAAAAAUAAAAGCAGCAGCAGCAGCAGAAGCAGCAGCAGCAGCAGCAGCAGCAGCAGCAGCAUAUGUAGGCCCGCAUUUGGAGAGACACGAGCUGCUGCAGCAGCUGCUUGCUGCUGCUAAGCAGCAUGCGCAGCAGCAAGCAGCAAAGAGAGCAGCAGAGCUGCAGCCGAAGGAACUCAUACAUGUUGUUGCUGCUGCCCUGCGGACUGGCAGUGCUGGCAGCUACUGGAUGCCGGCGGUGAUGCGGCGCUGCUGCAGUUUGCGAGAAUUGUUCUCUAAAGACCAACGCGCCUUGCUGCAGGUGGCCGCCGGGGUGAUGAGCAGCAGAAUGGCAGCAGUGGCGGCCCAUCCUGCUGCUGCAGCAGCAGGAGCUGCAGCAGCAGCAGCAGCAGCAGGAGCUGCUGCUGCGCCUGCAGCAAAGAAGGAAGGAGGAAGAGGGUCUGGCAGCGAGCUGCUGCAGCGGAGAGAAAGAAGGGCCCAGGAGCUGCAGCAGCUGCAGCAGCUGCAGGAGCUGCAGCAGCUGCAGCAGCUGCAGCAGCUGCUGCAGUCCAUUUUGCUGCUGCGGCUCUUCGAGCUGCCAAAAGCCAAGUGCGAAGUCAGCAGCAGCAGAAGAGAAGCUGCAGGGAAGGGGAAGCAGCAGCAGGAUCUGCAAGGGGGCGGCGUGGACUGA
Molecule: messenger RNA, 1764 nt
Organism: Eimeria necatrix
Lineage: Eukaryota; Apicomplexa; Conoidasida; Eucoccidiorida; Eimeriidae
Exons: 4
Coding region: 1-1764 (587 amino acids)
Source: RefSeq, a predicted model, not a curated record